CGCUGCGCGCCGUGGAUACACUGAUACUAUGGAUACCAAGAGUCUUUUUCCACGUUAAAAGUUCACAAUGAGGGAUAAAAGUAAAACGCGGUGUUGGGAGAGGGAGAGUUAAUGCUUUUGUGGAGGAGUUUCGUUGAAGUUGAAUGGGAUUUGGCACGUUUACAAGCAUGGAGUUACCGAUGUAUUGGAUUUGGGUUUGUGUCCUGUUCAACGUGCCGCUUGCGGGAUGUUUGGAGAUGCACCUUUCGGAGACUUUACAGCCCGGGACCCUUUUGGCAAACCUGUCCCUCGGCCCUGGAUGGACUUAUAAUAUUGACAGGACUUUAUCCCCCAAAUUCAUCCAGGGCUUUUUCCAAGUUGAGAGGCACGACGGAGUUAUCCGUCUGUCCCACAGAGUUCACUGCGCGCACACGCCGAGGAACCCAGCGCCUGUUUAUUUCAGAACAGGUUCCUCAACAUCUGGGGACGUUAUUCUGACACAGUUUAAUGUGUUUGUCCACGGCCAGGACUGUUUUAUUAAAUACAAGAGAAAGAAAGCACCGGGUAAGCCAGACAUUCACAUUAAACACCUUUCAGAACUGGAGGCAACUUCCUGCUUACCCGCAGGUAAAUUGCUGUUGAAUGUAACAGAACUUUUGCCUGCCUCUGCGCGGAACUUCGCCUUAUUGGACACUCAGUGUGUUGGAAAAGACUUAGAUGCAGAGUUCAGGCAUGGGGGUUUGUUCCUAGCCAAUGACUUAUGCCUUAAGCACAGGGGACAGCCCGGAGUGAACUUGCACUGCGCGUUGCACAGCUCUCCAGGUGGCCGACUCUCUGUGCGGCUGAGUUUGACGCUUGUAAAAGUGUCUAAACCACAUGGGUCUUUGUCAGAAACCGUCCAGAAAAAGUCUGGCAAAAUGAUCCGCAGGGGGAAGAGGCAGGUAAACGCGUCCCCCCAUUUCCAGCUUCCCAACUAUCAGGUGUCCGUCCCCGAGAAUGAGCCUGCGGGAACGCGGGUUAUCACCCUGAAAGCCACUGACCCGGAUGAUGGAGAGGCAGGGAGGCUGGAGUACAGCAUGGAAUCCUUGUUUGACAGCAGGUCCAGUGACUUUUUCAGCAUCGAUUCUCAGACAGGGAGCAUAACAACCGUCCAGUCAUUAGACAGAGAAGUCAAAGACACCCAUGUUUUCAAAGUCACUGUGACUGACAAUGGCACCCCGAAAAGAUCUGCCAUUUCUUACCUCACUGUCACUGUGAGUGACACUAAUGAUCACAGCCCAGUGUUUGAGCAAACUGAAUACCGUGUUAGCAUCCGGGAGAAUGUGGAAGUGGGCUUUGAGGUGAUGACAAUCAGGGCCACUGAUGGGGACGCUCCCUCCAACGCCAACAUGAUUUAUAAAAUUGUGAACGGCGAUGGAGUUAACUCUGUGUUUGAAAUCGACCCCCGGAACGGACUGGUGAGGAUCAGAGAGCGGCCUGACAGGGAGACCCGGGCACAGUACCAGCUGAUCGUCGAGGCCAACGACCAGGGCAAAGACCCAGGUCCCCGCAGUGCCACCGCCACUGUCCACAUCUCGGUGGAGGAUGAGAAUGACAACUACCCACAGUUCAGUGAAAAGAGGUAUGUUGUGCAGGUCCCGGAGAAUGUGGCAGUCAACACCAAAGUCAUCCAGGUGGAGGCUACAGACAAAGAUGAAGGGAACAAUGCCAAAGUCCAUUACAGCAUCAUCAGUGGGAACGUUAAAGGACAGUUCUACAUUCACUCCCCCACAGGUGUGAUCGAUGUCAUCAAUCCUCUGGACUAUGAGAUGAUUCGGGAGUAUAAUUUGCGGAUUAAAGCUCAGGACGGUGGCAGGCCUCCACUGAUAAAUGGCACAGGGAUGGUGGUGGUGCAGGUGGUGGAUGUGAACGACAAUGCCCCUAUGUUUGUCAGCACACCUUUCCAGGCUACUGUGUUGGAAAAUGUGGCCAUCGGUUACUCUGUGAUCCACAUUCAAGCUAUUGAUGGUGAUUCGGGAGAAAAUGCUCGUUUGGAAUAUCGGCUUACUGACACCACACCUGGUUUUCCAUUCACCAUCAACAACAGCACAGGCUGGAUUACUGUGAGUGAUGAGCUUGACAGAGAGACCACUGACUUCUAUACCUUUGGCGUGGAGGCGAGAGAUCAUGGGAUACCUGUGAUGUCCUCCUCCGCCAGCGUCAGCAUCACGGUGCUUGAUGUGAAUGACAAUGUUCCCACGUUUACAGAGAAAGUCUACUCGCUGAAAAUCAAUGAAGAUGCUGUGGUAGGGACCAGUGUGCUGACUGUGACAGCUGUGGACAGGGAUGUCAACAGUGUAGUGACCUAUCAGAUCUCCAGUGGAAACACCAGGAACCGCUUUGCCAUCACUAGCCAGAGUGGCGGCGGUCUCAUCACCUUAGCCCUCCCCCUGGACUACAAGCAGGAACGCCAGUAUGUCCUGACAGUCACUGCGAGUGAUGGAACGCGCUAUGACACAGCCCAGGUGUUCAUCAACGUGACGGAUGCCAACACACAUCGACCUGUCUUCCAAAGCGCCAACUAUCAGGUGAUGCUCAGUGAGGAAAAACCAGUGGGCUCCACUGUGGUGGUGAUCAGUGCAACAGACGAGGACACAGGGGAAAAUGCCCGCAUCACAUACGUGAUGGAAGACAAUGUUCCUCAGUUCAAAAUUGACCCGGACACUGGUGCCAUCACAACACAAGUGGAGAUCGACUAUGAAGACCAGGCCUCUUACACAUUAGCCAUAAUUGCCAGAGACAAUGGCAUCCCUCAGAAAUCUGACACCACCUAUGUGGAGAUCAUCAUCCUUGAUGCUAAUGAUAAUGCUCCUCAGUUCCUCAGAGAUAUGUACCAGGGGACUGUAUUUGAAGAUGCGCCUGUCUACACCAGUGUUCUCCAGAUCUCUGCUUCAGACAGAGACUCUGGAUCGAACGGCAGGCUGAGCUACACAUUUCAGGGUGGUGAUGAUGGAGAGGGGGAUUUUUUCAUAGAGCCUUACUCUGGUAUCAUCAGAACUGCUCGCAAACUGGACCGGGAGAACGUUCCUGUGUAUAAUCUUAAAGCCUAUGCUGUAGAUAAGGGAGUUCCACCGCUGAAAGCAGCUGUUUCCAUUCAUGUCGUUGUGCAAGACAUAAAUGACAAUGCUCCAGUGUUUGAGAAGGAUGAGCUUUUUAUUGAUGUGAAGGAGAACAGCCCCGUUGGGUCUGUCAUAGCCCGGAUCACUGCUUCUGAUCCUGAUGAGGGAACCAACGCUCAGAUCAUGUAUCAGAUCGUAGAAGGAAAUAUCCCUGAAGUUUUCCAGCUGGACAUUUUUAACGGUGACCUGUGUGCACUCAUAGAUCUGGAUUAUGAGACUAAAACAGAGUAUGUCAUGGUGGUCCAGGCCACCUCAGCACCACUAGUAAGCAGGGCUACUGUUCACAUCCGCCUGGUAGACAUGAAUGACAAUGUACCUGUGCUGCAGAACUUUGAGAUUAUUUUCAACAACUAUGUCACCAACAAGUCUAACAGUUUUCCUUCAGGAAUAAUAGGAAGGGUACCAGCUCAUGACCCGGAUGUAUCGGAUAAGCUACGUUACAAGUUUGAGUCUGGAAAUGAGCUCCGUCUGCUGCUGUUGAAUGAGGACACUGGAGAUCUGAGGUUGAGCAGGGACCUGGACAAUGACAGGCCCCUGGAAGCCCCCAUGACUAUUUCCGUCUCAGAUGGGAUCCAUUCUGUUGUGGCCCUCUGCACGCUGCGUGUCACCAUCAUCACAGAUGACAUGCUAACCAACAGCAUCACGGUGCGUCUGGAGAACAUGUCUCAGGAGCGCUUCCUCUCUCCCCUGCUCAGCCUCUUCCUCGAAGGUGUAGCGGCUGUGCUCUCCACCAAACGGGAAGCUGUGUUUGUGUUCAACAUCCAAAACGACACUGACGUGCAGGGCUCCAUCCUCAACGUAACCUUUUCGGCGAUGCAUCCCGGAGGCGCCCCGGGUAAAGGGACGUUCUUCCCCUCCGAGGAGCUGCAGGAGCAGAUCUACCUCAACAGGACUCUGCUGAGGCUGAUAUCCUCUCAGGAGGUGUUGCCGUUUGAUGACAACAUCUGCCUUCGCGAGCCCUGCGAAAACUACAUGAAGUGUGUAUCGGUCCUGAAGUUCGACAGCUCCCCUCCCUUCAUCGCCUCCGACACGGUUCUGUUUCGGCCCAUCCACCCCAUCAACGGGCUGCGCUGCCGCUGUCCGGUCGGCUUCACCGGGGACUACUGCGAGACCGAGAUCGACCUGUGCUACUCAGGGCCGUGCAAGAACAACGGCAGGUGCCGCAGCCGAGAGGGAGGAUACACCUGUGAGUGCCUGGAAGACUUCACGGGUGAACACUGUGAGCUGAAUGCAUCAUCGGGCCGUUGUGUGCCCGGCGUGUGCAAGAACGGCGGCACGUGUGUCAACAGGCUGGCAGGCGGUUUCAUGUGCCAGUGUCCGCCAGGGGAGUACGAGAAGCCCUACUGUGAGAUGACCACCCGCAGCUUCCCCGGGCAGUCCUUCAUCACCUUCAGAGGCCUGCGGCAAAGGUUCCACUUCACCGUGUCCUUCGCGUUUGCCACCAGAGAAAGAAACGCCCUGCUACUCUACAAUGGCAGAUUUAAUGAGAAGCAUGAUUUCAUCGCCCUGGAGAUCAUUGACGAACAGAUUCAGCUCACCUUCUCUGGAGGUGAGACAAAGACCACGGUGUCCCCCUACGUCCUAGGCGGGGUCAGUGACGGCCAGUGGCACUCUGUCCAGCUCCAUUACUACAACAAGGACGGGGGGAGUCUGGUGGACUCCAGUGGGGUUCUGCGGCUCCCGCUCUAUACUGCCUGGCUGGAGCUCAAUCAGAAGGAGCCUAACAUUGGGCGUCUCGGCAUCCCUCAUGGACCCUCUGGAGAAAAGGUGGCUGUGGUUGCAGUGGACGACUGUGACAUCUCCAUGGCGAUUCGCUUUGGAAAGCAGAUUGGCAACUACUCCUGCGCUGCCCAGGGCACCCAGACCGGACAGAAGAAGUCACUGGAUUUAACGGGACCGUUGUUGCUCGGUGGCGUUCCCAACCUGCCUGAGGACUUCCCGGUCAGGAACAGAGACUUCGUGGGCUGCAUGAGAAACCUCAGCAUCGACAGCAAACCCAUCGACAUGGCCAGCUACAUCGCUAACAACGGCACCACAGAAGGUUGUCCUGCAAAGAAAAACUUUUGCACAAACGACGUGUGCCAGAACGGAGGAGUGUGUGUCAGCAAGUGGAACACCUACGGCUGCGACUGCCCAACCGGUUAUGGAGGCAAGAACUGUGAACAAGUGAUGCCAUCUCCUCAGUUCUUCGAUGGCCAGGCGCUGGUUUCCUGGAGCGAGCCAGACAUUACUGUCGCUGUUCCCUGGUACAUGGGCCUCAUGUUCCGCACCAGGCAGCCUGCUGGCACUCUAAUGCAGGCCAAUGUUGGACCUUCCUCCACCAUCAACCUCAUGGUGAGUGAGCAGCAGGUCCGUAUGGAGGUGUUGCUGAGGCAGCGGCUUGUGGCGUCGCUGAGCUUCCCCCAAGUUCGCGUCAAUGACGGAGAGUGGCACCACUUGCUGGUAGAAUUAAGGAGCAUUAAAGACGGCAAGGACAUUAAAUACAUGGCCACGGUGUCCCUGGACUACACCAUGUACCAGAAGUCGGUGGAGAUCGGUAAUGACCUGCCAGGUCUGAAGCUUCAAACUCUUCAUGUUGGAGGUUUGCCUGGAGAGGGAAACCAUGUGAGCAAAGGAUUUGUUGGCUGCAUACAGGGAGUGCGUAUGGGUGAGACUUCCACCAAUGUGGCCAAUAUCAACAUGGCCCAGGGCCUAAAGAUCCGUGUGGAGGACGGCUGCGACUUGGACGACCCCUGUGACUCCAACAUCUGCCCUGACAACAGCCACUGCAGUGAUGACUGGAGCACACACACCUGUGUCUGUGACCCAGGUUACUUCGGUAAGGAGUGUGUGGACGCUUGUCAGCUCAACCCCUGUGAGCAUGUUUCCACCUGCGUUCGCAAACCAAGUUCCUCCCACGGCUACACCUGUGAAUGUGGACAGAACUACUAUGGCCAGUACUGUGAAAACAAAGUGGAGAAGCCGUGUCCUCAGGGCUGGUGGGGCAGUUCAGUGUGUGGACCCUGUAACUGUGACGUUAACAGAGGAUUUCACAAAGAUUGCAACAAGACCACUGGAGAGUGUCGCUGCAAGGAAAACCACUAUCGUCCAGAUGGCGAUGACACUUGCUACCCUUGCGAGUGUUUCUCAGUUGGCUCUGAGUCUCGGACCUGUGACCCUGUCACCGGACAGUGCCCCUGCAAAGGAGGAGUCAUAGGUCGUCAGUGUAACCGCUGCGAUAACCCCUUCGCAGAAGUCACCCUUAAUGGAUGUGAAGUGGUGUACGAGGGCUGUCCCAAGGCGUUUGAAGCAGGCAUCUGGUGGCCCAGGACCAAAUUUGGACGCCCCGCCGCCACAAACUGUCCCAAAGGAUCCAUCGGCACUGCCAUCCGCCACUGUAGUGAUGAGAAAGGCUGGUUGUCGCCUGAGCUCUUCAACUGCUCCACCAUCACCUUCUCCCAUCUAAAGAAACUGAGCGAGGAUCUGCGCCGCAACAGUUCAAGGAUGGACAGCGAACGCUCCAAGACCAUUGUGCGCUUGCUUCACAGCGCCACCAAUAACACUCAGCAUUACUACGGCAACGACGUCAAGAUGGCCGCCCAGCUGCUGAAUCACGUGCUGCAGUAUGAGAGCCGGCAGGCGGGAUUUGACCUCACUGCCAUGAAGGAUGCAGAGUUCAAUGAGAACCUGGUGCGAGCGGGCAGUGCCAUACUGGAUCCCAAUACCAAGGAGCACUGGGACCAGAUCCAGAGGACUGAGGGUGGCACCGCCCAUCUGCUCCGCAACUUCGAGGACUACGCCAACACGUUGGCACAGAACGUCAGAAAAACCUACCUGAAACCGUUCACCGUUGUCACUGAGAACAUGAUUCUAACUGUGGAUUACCUGGAUGUGUCGGACCCGGAAAAGGCGACAUUCCCUCGGUUUCAGGACAUCCAGGAGGCCUACCCCAAAGAGCUCGGGUCCUCCGUCCACUUCCCCCGGUUCAACCUCCGCACUCAGGGCCACAGAGCAGGGCCCACUCCAGCCCCUCCGACUCAGACCGAUCCCCCCCUGGAGGAGGAGCACACAGUGUCUGAUAGGAGACGCCGACACCUUGAGCCAGCUGCCCCUCUGCCGGUUGCUGUGGUGAUAGUGUACAAAUCACUGGGAAAACUGCUUCCAGAGAGAUAUGACCCUGACCGCAGGAGCCUGAGGCUCCCCAACCGUCCGGUGAUCAACACAGCCAUAGUAAGCGCCACAGUCCACAGUGAGGGUCCCCCUCUCCCCCCCAUCCUAGACCCCCCCAUCACCCUGGAGUACACCCUGCUGGAGACAGAGGAGAGGACCAAGCCUGUCUGCGUCUUUUGGAACCACUCCAUUGCGAUUGGAGGGACAGGCGGCUGGUCCUCCAAAGGCUGCGAGGUGCUGAAUAGAAACAACAGCCACAUCAGCUGUCAGUGUAAUCACCUGACCAGCUUUGCUGUGCUGAUGGAUAUCUCCAAGAGAGAGCAUGGUGAUGUUCUCCCCCUGAAGAUUGUCACCUAUACCACAGUGUCUGUCUCCCUCAUCCUUCUCCUCCUCACCUUCAUCUUGUUGUGCCUCUUGCGCCGGCUCCGCUCCAACCUCCACGCCAUCCACAGGAACCUGGUGGCAGCGCUCUUCUUCUCUGAGCUCGUCUUCCUGCUCGGCAUCAACCAGACUGACAACCCGUUUGUGUGUACAGUGAUAGCCAUCCUCCUCCACUACUUCUACAUGUGCACCUUUGCCUGGAUGUUUGUGGAGGGGCUGCACAUCUACCGCAUGCUGACUGAGCUGCGCAACAUCAACCACGGCCACAUGAGGUUCUACUACGCAAUGGGCUGGGGCAUACCGGCUAUUAUCACUGGUCUGGCGGUAGGUCUCGACCCUCAGGGAUAUGGGAACCCAGAUUUCUGUUGGCUUUCUGUCCAUGACACACUCAUCUGGAGCUUCGCAGGACCCAUCUUUGUAGUCGUCCUGGUGAACAUAGUGAUCUUUAUCCUUGCUGCCAAGGCUUCCUGUGGCCGCCAACAGAAAGCUGUGGAAAAGUCUGGAGCUAUUCCUGCUCUUCGAAUGGCUUUCCUCUUGUUGCUGCUCAUCAGCGCCACCUGGCUGCUCGGUCUGAUGGCGGUCAACAGCAACGUAAUGACUUUCCACUACCUUUUCGCUGUCCUCAGCUGUCUGCAGGGAGUCUUCAUCUUCUUCUUCCAUGUUGUCUUCAACAAAGAGGUGAGGAAAAACCUCAAGAACGUCUUGACAGGAAAGAAGACCAUCCCAGACGAGUCCAGCACUACCAGGGCAUCACUGCUCACACGCUCUCUCAACUGCAACAACACGUACACAGAGCAGGGCCCCUUGUACCGCUCAGGCAUCGGAGAGUCCACCGUCUCCCUGGACAGUACGCUCAGGUCAGCUAAGAGCCGCAGCAGCUACCUGGCUUACACACUCAGGGAGGAGUCUGGACAGAAGCCCAGUGUCUCUUCAGGAACAGCUAAAGGACACACAGAUCUGGACGGACCUCUGUUCCACAGAAAUGGCACCAAGGGAGAUGACUCUGACUCAGACAGUGAGCUCUCAGUGGAUGAACACAGCUCCUCCUAUGCCUCCUCCCACUCCUCCGACAGCGAGGACGAUGACAUCGACGUCAAGCCGAAGUGGAACAACGAGAGGCAGCCCGUUCACAGCACGCCUAAAGUGGAAUCAGUGCCCAAUCACAUGAAGCCUUACUGGCCAACAGAGGCCACCACAGCCAGUGACAGCGAGGAUCCCGGCGGGGCAGAGAGGCUGAGGGUGGAGACCAAGGUGAACGUGGAGCUGCACCCGGAAAAUAAGCUUAACCAUAUUGGAGAAAGGGAGAAGGAGAUGCUCCAGGAGAAAGACAGACAGACACCUAGUAAUGCUAAAGAUGCAGCGCCCCCUAGCCAACCCAACAGCAACAGCAACCAUCAGCCAGAGCAGAGAAAAGGUAUCUUAAAGAACAAGAUCAGCUACCCUCCUCCUCUGACCGACAAGAACAUGAAGAACCGUCUGAGGGAGAAGCUGAGCGACUACAGCCCCCCCACCAUCACCUCCCCUCCCCCCAGCAACAACAACACCACCUCUUCCCCGCUUCCCUCCUCCGUCAACAUCAUGACCUCCUCGUCCAGGCCGCCCUCGCUGGCCUCCAACGAGGGUGGUCGCUCUGGCAACCACGACAACAGCUCCCUCAUCAAGCCGCCUGUCGCCCCGCGGCCGCAGAUUCCUGCCGGGCCCCCACCGGCAGGUAUCUACCGGGAGACCAACGGGGGAGUGGCCAUGCACUUGAAGUCAGGGACGGUCAAUGGAGGCAACGAGUCCGAGUCAGAUGGCAGUAACGAGACUUCGAUCUGACCUGCUAGGAAAACCCAGACCAGUCUUCCCUUGUGAGAAGAGGAGCAGCGAGCGGACACACCGCUGGAAGGGAGGGGGGGCCAAGAGUGAGGGGUAAUAAAAUGAGAGAAAAAAAGAGGAUGGAGGGGUGCUGGAGACUGGGUGGAAUUGGGGAAAAUAUUGCUCCUCAUGCCUGCUCUGUCCAUCCAUCCCUCCUCUCAUGUUCCCUCUCUCUUCUGGAGAGCAGUAUUAAUCGCAGACUUAAAGACUGCCUAUGACAAGAAAAUAAGCAGAGAUAAUGAGAAGAUGUGAGCAGUUAUAAAGGGAAUGCUGUGUUGGACUGACGAAAUGGAGCCACGUGUGCCAAAACCACUAAAGGAAAUGGGGACGGACAGUCAGAAGAUGAAGAAAGCCCCCAAGAUGCAUUGCAAGCCCCAGAGUGAUCGCUGUUAUGAGGGGUCUGCAAGGGCCGCUUUCCCUGUCAGCGAGUAAAGUUAGGAAAGCUGGACAAUACUUUCAGACAGCUCCUUUCUCACGGAGAAAGGCAGACAUAUAAUCGCUGUGCAUGAACCCAUGCAUGCUGGUACAGUCUUAUUUGCAGUCCAACAGGAUUUCAAGGACUACAAGUCCCUCAAAGAGUCAGACGUAAACCUGACACAGUCUGUUCUCACUGACUUUUGGACACUUUCAACUCGUUGAUACCGAACAGGGCUAUCACACACCAAGUGCUCUUUUCUUCUUCUUCUUCUUCUUUUUUUUUUUAACUCAAAGAAAGGCUUCCAGCCUCUCGAUGCAGUGCAUUUAGAAUGUAAUUAAUGUGUAGAUAUUGUUAAAGGUGAAGAAGAAAUGAUCUAUUUUGUAUUUCAGCUGUAACAAGGACAAGUUUAUAAACUAAAUAUCAGUCACCCGCGUUACGGAACACUUUCCUGUUGUGAAAAUCACUUGAUGUGCUGGUUUAAUCGACUGAGAACAAUAAUCUGUGUGCCUUCAUCCUGGAUUGAGGCCUUACACACACUCACACUCAUACACACACAGACACAUACUGCAUUAGCCUGUUGUGGGCUUUCAGGUGAUGUAACACACUCUCUGGCAGCAUAUUUUGCUAUACACAUGCAAGACUGUUAUGUUCGUGUGUGUGGACGUCCCCAGUACAUGCACACACAGAACAGCAGUGGCCUAAAUGAACAUUAAUGAUGUGGAAUGGAGGGAAAUUCCCUCGUCUGUUUUCUACUCAGUUCGAGCACUAUGAACCUGAAGCCUUCUUUUCCAGUGUCCAUCCAGCCUGUUUGUUCAAUGCAACACACACUUCUGGUCACCAAAGUCAUGAAAUACGGUAAAUGUGCUGACUAGAGUUGGGGUGAGUUCACUUUUAAUUCAGUUUCAUUCCAAAAUAUUUCAACAAAAUAAAGAAAAGACGUGUGGCAUGAAAGCAAAGUACAGAAUUAGAAGAUGGAGUUCAUGUUUUUGGUAUUUCUUUAAUCCUGAAUUGAUCUAAAUUAACAAACAAAAAAAAAUUUCGUGGCUGAAUUCCUGAAUCUGAAUUCAAAGUGAAAUUACACAAAUUCUAAUACAUUUUGCAGCUAGUUUAAGGCAACUUAAAGUCUGGUUUACCGCUCACUUAAUGCCUUUGUACCAUACCUAUUGUACUCCCCCAGUGUUUUGCCCUCAUGCAGUCAAUGCUGCCGAUAAAUGUCCUUGUGUGUGUUUUUUUUUUUAUUGAUC
This is a messenger RNA of Toxotes jaculatrix (banded archerfish), 11186 nucleotides long. It is a transcript of the gene celsr1a, whose product is annotated as cadherin EGF LAG seven-pass G-type receptor 1a. The transcript is spliced from 37 exons. Gene Ontology annotation, molecular function: G protein-coupled receptor activity; calcium ion binding. Gene Ontology annotation, cellular component: plasma membrane. Gene Ontology annotation, biological process: homophilic cell-cell adhesion; cell surface receptor signaling pathway; G protein-coupled receptor signaling pathway. Lineage: Eukaryota; Metazoa; Chordata; Actinopteri; Toxotidae. The record is from RefSeq and is a predicted model, not a curated record. Bases 144 to 9485 code for a protein of 3113 amino acids.